Molecule: messenger RNA, 2514 nt
Organism: Mizuhopecten yessoensis (Yesso scallop)
Lineage: Eukaryota; Metazoa; Mollusca; Bivalvia; Pectinida; Pectinidae
Exons: 3
Coding region: 1-720 (239 amino acids)
Source: RefSeq, a predicted model, not a curated record
AUGGCGGCGCGUGUCUCUUCAAAGGAAAAAAGGCAAAGAAGAAUUGUCCACAAUGACCAAAGUGCGGAAUCAUAUGCUGACCUUGGUGCCGUACGCCUACCAUACUCCAGAAGAACGGCAAGGCCCCGAGAAACAUGGAAAGAAGGCCUCUAUCCUGUGGAGGUGCAAGAGGGUCCCGACGACUCUACUGUUAGAGUUCAUUAUAUUGGUUGGGACAAGAAGUACGAUGAAAAUAAGAGGAAAACUGAUAUUGUGAGCCAUCCAUUGCCUUGUAGUGGUAUACUGAAUCAACUAGCAAUACAAAUUAAAGAACAAUUAACAGGAGGUCACAAAACGGACUCUUCCAUAACCGUCAGAAUAGAGAUACAUAACAACACGGACAUCCAGGAUGUUGAGUGGUUUCUGGCAUUGGGAACUGUUUAUAAGAGGUACAAGGAUAGAACUGUUUAUAUUAUAAACAGUAGAAACAGUCUGUGCCCAGCUCUCGGCGAGUCCUGGGACUAUAGAGUGGUGAAUAGUAACUGCGACAAUUACUACGUAAAAACAGAGACGGUACGAUUCUACGUGAGGAACAAGCGUCCUUUGGUCGAUCUUAUUCUUUUUCCAGACCACACGGAGGAUCAUUUCCUUUCAAGAGGAAAAGUUCUCACGUUUUCCUUUGUUAGAUGUCCUGGGAAUAAGGAAAUUGUGCCUGAACUGAUUGGUGGGAAUAUGUUGUAGGCAUUUAGUUUCACUAGGCUGAUGUGAUCUCUUGACCCUGUUAGUGUUAUUCUGAACAAAAUCAAGAUGAUCAUUAUUCAAAAUAUAGACCUUUUUGACAUUUUAUAUGAAAAUUUUUGGCAUAAUGAGUUGACCAAAGAAAUUGUUAUGAAAUUUGUUGAAAUUUUAGAAAGCAAACUUAAUAUUUCAAUAAAAAUUGAAAGCAAUGAUAGGGCGUUAAAUAGUCUCAGAGCAGCAUUAUUUCGCCUGAAAAGAGAAGGUCUGCGAACAAAAGUUAAGGGGGGUAUGCAAUUUAAAAUGUUCAAGAAAAACCUAACAGAAUCAAAGUAUUGUUGGGACGUACCACAGGGACAUUAUUGUGAGAAAAGUGUUGAGAUGCAAAAAAUGGUAUCGCAUGUAAAAGAAAUAGAAAAUAAUAUUUUGAAAUAUGCCGAGCUUAAGGAUAACGAGGAAAAAGCUCUUCGUAAAGAAAACAAGAACUUUGAACUAGAGCUUAAAAGAAAAGAGAAGUUGUUAGAAGAUAAAGAAAACUUGCUUGGCAAGUUGUCUACAGAGCAAGCCCCUUCUAGAAAGAGAAAGUCAUUUAAAAAUUGCAGUGCCAGUCAUCAAAGCAAACGCAGAAAACAGGAAAAAGAAAUGUGUAAAACAGUGUUGGGUUGUAUAGAAAACGAAACGUGUAAAGUCACUGGAGUGAUUAUAGAAAGGAAUGGGAGGCAGGAAAUUUUAAAUUUGUUAAAUGAUGACAGCGAUUUAAAAUUGUCAGAGAUGGAUAAGGACUUAUUGAGUACCCUGGUUUACAUUCUUGACAAAUUUAAUAUUUCACACAAAGCAUACCAUGAGCUAAGUUCAAUUUUCAAGACCAUUCCUAAAAGUCAUGUUGUUCAAAAAUUUAUUUUGGACCUAAAUGCAGGUUUUUCGAUAAUGAACACACCAGAUGGGUUGGGAGUUCAACAGUCAUUGCAAACAAGGUUGAAACAUGUUGUGGGAAAAUUGAUCUCUGAUAAUCCCAAAAUGUUUGAAAGCGGUGUUGAUAUCAAGCUGUCUGCUGACGGAACAAUGAUAGGCAAGCGUCUGCAUGUUGUCAAUGUCACAUUCACCAUACUAAAUGAAAAGAGAUGUGCGUCUGCCGAAGGAAACUACCCUCUAUGCAUAGUCAAUACAAAGGAGAGUUACAAGGAGCUAUGUUUGGCUUUAGGAGAUCUACGUAGUGAAGUAGACUCUCUAAGAACAAUACAAAUUGAAGGCAGGACUUUGGAGGUCAAAUGUUAUCUUGGGGGAGAUUAUAAAUUCCUACUUCUUGCUGUAGGAAUACCUCAUAUUUCAGCCGAAUAUUUCUGUAUUUACUGUAAGUGCAGUAAGAAAGAACGAUCAGAUUUUACAAAGACGUGGUCCAUGUCUGAUGAAAACCAGGGUGCACGAGUAUCUUAUCUAGAACAUGUCUCUGAGGAGAAUGUGCAAAAGCCAGUUAAGGGGAGAAAAAAGGCUAAACCGAAUAAUUAUUCAAUUACCAAUCCACCCAUUUUCCCAAGCAUUCCUUUAUCAAGAGUUAUCAUUGACCAUUUACAUCUUUUUCUUCGGGUGACUGACAAGCUGUUCAACUUGUUAAUUUUUGAAUUAAGAAUGUUGGACAACAUUUCAGAAAAAAGUGUAUUCCAAAAGCUUGACAGAGGAAAAAUCAUCCAUGUUGCAAGUCUGGAACAGGCACUCUUAAUGUGUGGUGUGGAUUUCCAUUUGAAUGUGAACAAAGACAGCAAAAAGCUUGAGUACCGUGAUUUGACAGGCCCUGAGAAACUG